Triticum aestivum (bread wheat) is the source of this 656-nucleotide messenger RNA. RefSeq lists its product as uncharacterized. The transcript has 2 exons. The record is from RefSeq and is a predicted model, not a curated record. Lineage: Eukaryota; Viridiplantae; Streptophyta; Magnoliopsida; Poales; Poaceae. The coding region runs from base 195 to 656 and encodes 153 amino acids.
GGACUCCCGAUGCCUUCGGUUUGUUUAAAAAAAAACCGACUCUCUGUUCGGGCCGAAAUCCAGGCUCGUGAGUUUACAUCCUGGAGGGACACGCGUCGUUGCAAGUCCCACCAUCGAUCUCCUCCCGCUCCCGUCGCGAAGGAAAAAGCACCAAGCACCAAACCCUAAUCGCCUUCCUUCCUCCCCCCGCUGCCAUGUCAUCUCCUCGUUCCCGGCGUGGUAUCUUGACCACAAUCCCGGUCUCCGACGAUGGGACCUUCGGCUACUCCGUCCCGUCCCCGGCCCAUUGCUCCAGUGCAGCAGCUACACUGCGUCCGUUUUGGGGGACAGAGCACAAGCCUGCUCCAUUGGUGCUGCCGCAAGGGCAAACAAUUCGUGAGUCCAUUGCCCGCUCCUUGAAGCAAGAGCAAGAGAGUAAGUUUUCGAAUUUGUCCGUGCUUCCCAGUUGCCUCCCAGGGGCACGAAAUUUUUCGACUCUUGGGCUGCCUCUUCUGUACCAGCAACCAGAUCACUGGGGAAUUAGAUUUUACACCCGAAUUGAUCUCAAGGGAUCUUUCCACACAUAUCCUCAUGUGGGUGGACCAUUUGAGAGCUUAACUGAAGUUAACAGUGCUAUUGAGCUCUACCUUAGGGGCCGCCAGGAGGAGCAAAUGUAA